ACAGAGAGCCUGAGAGCUGCCUUUGUUCCACUUGUGUCUGAACGUUGGAGGAGAAACAGCAGGCUCCAGUUUUCAUUAACUCAUUUGCAGAAGUGUAAAAUUCAUGUUCACUGAACAUUUUCCCCACUCUGAGGUCUUUCAACUGACUUUCAAACAAUGCUGUCAUGUCGUGCCUGGUGGACCUGGGAUGUGCUACUACUGUUCUUAGGCCUGUCGAUCCAUGCUUGUUCAGCAGCUCAGGUCAUAGAAGAACGAGGCUCAAAAGAACAUCUUGAUCUCACAGAGUUAAUAGGAGUUCCACUCCCUCCUUCUGUCUACUUUGUCACUGGCUACGGAGGUUUUCCAGCGUAUAGCUUUGGUACAGAUGCCAACAUUGGUCGAUUGACAAGUGCUAUAAUACCAUUGCCUUUCUAUAGAGAUUUUGCAAUUGUAGUUACAGUGAAACCAAACAGUGAUCGUGGAGGAGUGCUAUUUGCAAUAACAGAUGCCUUCCAGAAAACUAUUUACUUGGGAAUUAGACUUUCACCAGUUGAUGAGAGCACCCAGAGAAUAAUUAUGUAUUAUACUGAACCUGGCUCUAGUAUCUCCCGAGAAGCGGCUUCAUUUAAAGUGCCAGUGAUGACUAAUAGGUGGAAUAGAUUUACAGUGACUGUUCAGGGAAAUAACAUUGCUUUGUUCAUGGACUGUGAAGAGUAUCAGAGAGUUCAGUUUCAGAGGUCGGAUCGAGCCUUGGUAUUUGAAUCUGGCUCUGGGAUAUUUGUUGGUAAUGCAGGAGCCACAGGACUGGAAAAGUUCACAGGCUCAAUUCAACAUCUGACAAUCAGAGCUGACCCAAGAGCUACUGAAGAUCAUUGUGAAGAUGAUGAACCAGAUGCUUCAGGGGACAUCAGUGGCAAUGGCAGUGUUCAAGAAUAUGAAGGCAUUCCUGAGACACAAGAAGAACUUGUGCCUUCUCACCUUCUCGUAAGGCCUGAAGAUUCAUUGGCUGAGGCAGUGGAAGCACCUCCAACCAUAUUAUCUUAUUUGGAAGAAAACGAUUUCUCAGGACAUCACAGAGCAGAAGAAACCUCUGAACCAGCUAAAAUCAAAGAACAAGACUCAGUUAUUGUGGAAACUGGACAAAGCAACAGAGAAUCUACAGCUCUCAUGCAGAAAAUCCUAAGAGAAGAAGACAGCUCUGGUGCUAGUGUCUCGCUAGGAGUGAGCAGAGAGAUUAGACUGAAACCUGAAGAACUGGGUUCUGGAUAUGCUGAUAGAGAAAUUGAGAUUUUAAAAGGCAGCCCAGGAUUGCAUGGCCAUCCAGGAAAACCAGCCCCUGAUUCAGAUGUAGGACUUCCUGAAUCACCAGGGGAAGAUGGAUCUGCUGGUGAACUGGGCCCUGAACGUCCGCCAGGUCUUCCUGGUCUUGAUGGUGUGGUUGGCCCACCAGGACAGAAGGGAGAAAAGGGUGAUAGAGGUCUUCCUGGUUCUGUUGGUGCAAAGGGUGAUACUGGAGUCACUGGACCAAUAGGCCCUAAAGGAGAAGCUGGCGCUGAUGGUGCUCCCGGGAAACCUGGACCGCCUGGGCCCCCUGGGCCCCCUGGACCUCCUGGACCCACGGGUGUAAGCUACAGUUUAGGAUUUGAGAGAAGCCCAAGUACAAAAGGACAACCUGGCAUCACUGGACAUCCUGGAGGUGUGGGUCCAAAAGGGGAGAAGGGUGACCCAGGACCUCAGGGUGAACCAGGAAAGAAUGGCAACGAUAUUGUGGGUCCACCUGGACCACCAGGACCACCAGGACCAAUCAUAGCCAUACCAGAGCUAUUUCUCAAUGAUACAAAAGGAAUUCUUAACUUCACUGCAAUUGAAAAACUGUUUGGGCCUCCUGGACCAGAUGGUAAGCCAGGUUUACCAGGAUUUCCUGGCCCGCGGGGACCAAAGGGUGAUAUUGGCUUGCCUGGAUUGAAAGGACUCAAAGGACAGCAGGGUGAAAAAGGAGAAUCUGGAGCUGUCAUUGCUGCUGAUGGAUCUUUAACUGAAUUGUUAGGAAGAAAAGGGCAGAAGGGUGAAGCUGGAGUGGUAGGACCAAUGGGACCAAUGGGACCAAUAGGACCUGCUGGACCUAAAGGAGAACUUGGUUUCCCAGGACGCCCAGGCCGCCCAGGACUGAAUGGGCUGAAAGGUGUGAAAGGUGAACGAGGUGAAGCAUUAAACGGCAUUCCUGGUUUGCCUGGGCCCCCUGGGCCCCCUGGACCUCCAGGACAUAUAGUUCACAUCAAAGGAGCAGUUUUCCCAGUCUCUCCUAGACCUCAUUGCAAGAAUACAGUGACCAAUACUUACCCUGGAAAUCAAAAAGUUCUUAAUGUCCAUGGUGCUAAAGGAAAUGGAGAUUGCUGGAGUCUGAGCAAUUCAGUGGACUUAAAAGGAGAAAAGGGAAACAGAGGUGCUCCAGGACCCCCAGGUCCACCUCUGCCUCCAUCAUAUUUCAGCCAUUUUAUUAAUACCAUGAAGGGUGAAAAAGGAGACAAUGGUGUAAAAGGAGAAAAAGGAGAACCAAAUGGAGGUUUUUACCUGACAGGACCACCUGGACCACCUGGAAGACCAGGAUUAGUUGGACCUAAAGGGGAUUCAGUUGUUGGACCCAGGGGACCUCCAGGGUUGCCUGGCUUACCUGGUUUACCAGGUUAUGGAAAAAUUGGACCACCUGGCCCACCAGGCCCACCAGGACCCCCUGCAAUAUAUGGAUCAGCAGCCACAAUGCCUGGACCACCAGGUCCUCCUGGAGAACCAGGGUCACCUGUAACCAGGAAUCUGGUUACAACAUUUCAAAACAUUGAAGGCAUGUUGGAAAAGGUUCAUUUGGUAACAGAAGGUACACUAAUCUAUCUUAGAGAAACCAGCGAUGUUUUUAUCCGUGUUCAAAAUGGAUGGAGAAAAUUGCAGCUAAGUGAGCUAAUUCCUGUCCCUGACGAGAGCCUUCCCCCUCCAGCUGUAUCUAGUUAUGGAUUUCAAUCUCUUCCGGUACUGAAUCCAAUAUCAAACGUGAACAAUGGAAAACCAGCACUGCACCUGGUGGCUUUAAACUUACCGUUUUCUGGUGACAUGAGAGCAGAUUUUCACUGUUUCCAACAGUCCCAGCAAGCAGGUUUGAUGACUACCUAUAGGGCCUUUCUCUCAUCACAUUUGCAAGAUCUGGUCACGGUUGUCAGAAAAACGGACCGAUACAAUUUGCCAAUAGUAAAUCUUAAGGGAGAAACACUUUUCAACAACUGGGAAUCUAUAUUUGAUGGAAAUGGUGGACAAUUCAACAUUCAUGUUCCAAUAUACUCUUUUGAUGGGAGAAAUGUCAUGACAGAUCCAUUCUGGCCUCAAAAAAUAAUAUGGCAUGGUUCAACUACAAAUGGGAUCCGACUGGUCAGCAACUACUGUGAAGCCUGGCACACAGCUGAUUUGGCAGCUAUGGGACAAGCAUCACCACUGAACACGGGAAAACUUCUUGAUCAGAAAACAUAUAGCUGUAAUAAUCGGUUUAUUGUUCUCUGUAUUGAAAACAGUUUUGUAUCUGAUCCCCAGGGAAAAUAACUCAUCUGCUGCACAUAAUAUUCUAUAUUAUGACAGAAAAAGCUGACACAGAUGUUUCAUUUGCAAUGAUGUAAAUAUUUUAUUAUUUUUUGUAAUUGCACAUUUCAGGAAAAAAUAGCCAAAGAAAACAUACCUCAACACAAACCAUAUUCCAGUUGGGUGGAAUGUUCAGUGUUCAUGGGGCACACUUAAAGCUUUUCUUUCCACUCAACCUUUGUAUGGUUCAAGGUAUGCCAACAUUUCACUCACAGCCUCUUUCUGAGUCUUUCUGAGUUGAGGAUCAGUGAAGGUCACUAGUCAAGUAUGGGCUACAGGGAAGAUUCAUUAGCCUGCCUUCGCGGCUGCUCUUUCUUCGCAGUUAAGUCUUCUUUUCACUUGCAUAGGUUUUGAAUAUCUGAGGCACUAUUCAAAUAUAUCAUAGAAUGGCUUGAAUUGGAAGGGACUUUGCCAUGGGCAGGCUUGUCAACCACUAGAUCAGGUUGCCGAGGGACCCAAUCAACCUGGCCUUCAACAGUUCCAGGGAGUGGAAGUCAACGCUUGCAUUCCACAGCUUCUCUGGGCAAGCUGUUACAGUGCUUCACCACCCUCUCAUUUAAAAUAAUAAUAGUCCUCUUAAUAUCUAAUCUAAAUGUCCCUUAUUUUAGUCAUCGCCCUUUGUUCUAUCACUAUCUAACCAUGUAUAAAGUUGUUCUCCCUGCUGAUUAUAAGCUACUUUUAAGCACUGGAAAGCCACCAUGAGGUUUACCCAGAGCCUUCUCUUCCCCAAGCUGAAUAAGCAAGGCUCCCUCAACCUUUCCUCAUUGGAGAGGUGCUCUAGCCCUCUGAUAAUCUUUGUGGCUCUCCUCUGGACCCACUCCAACUGCUCCACAUCUUUCUUGAGCUGGGGAAGCCAGACCUGGAGGCAGUACUCCAUAUGGGACCUCACAAUGGAAGAGUGGAGGGGAACAAUCUCCUCUCCCACCCUGCUGGCCAUCCCUCUUUUGAUGCAGCCCCAGCUGCAAGAACAUACUGCUGGCUCAUGUCAAGGUUUUUGGCCAUGAGGACCAGUAGUCCUUCUCUGCAGGGCUGCUCUCAAUGAGUUCUUCUCUCAGUCUGUACUCAUACCUAAGAAUGUCCCAACCCAAGUACAAUACCUUGCACUUAGCCUCAUUGAAUCUCACUAGGCUCAUGUGGGCCCACUUCUUGAGCUUGUUAAGGUCCCUUUGGAUGGCAUCCCUUUCAGUUUGGUGUCAUCCUCAAACUUGCUGAGGGUGCACUUGAUCCCACUGUACGUCUUUGAUAAAGAUGUUGAAGAGCACCAGUCUCAAUUCGAACUGCUGAGGACACCACUCAUCACAGGCCUCCACCUGGACACAGAGCUACUGAACGCAAUCCUCUGCCUGUGAUCAUGCAGCCAAUUCCUUAUUCACCAAAUAGUCCACACUUCAAAUCCUAUCUCUCCAAGUUAGAGAUAAGGAUGUGGUCUUGCAGAAGCCAAUAUACAUGACAUCAGUUGCUCUUCCUUUGUCCACUGAUGCCAUUGCUCCUUCCUAGAUGGCCGCCAGAUUGACCAAGCACAAUCUGCCCUUGGUGAAGCAUACUGGCUGUCUUAGAUCACCUCCUCAUCUUGUGUGUGCCUUCACAUAGCUUCAAAGGAUGAUCCGUUUCAUGAUCUUCCCAGGCACAGAGGUGAGGCUCACCAGCCUGUAUAGUUUCCUGGGUUCGUUUUUCCUUAAAAAUGGGAGUGAUGUUUCCCUUUUUCAAAUCAACAAGGACUUUACUUGACAGCCAUGACUUUCUGAAUACUAUGGAGAGUGGCUUCGCAACCACAUCAGACAGUUCUUUCAGGACACUGGGUUGCAUGUCAUCAGGCCCCAUAGACUUGUUGUACACAUUCAGUCUCAUCAAGGGGUCUUGAACUUGCCCUUCUCUUAUUUUAUUCCUCCUACUCCCACCAAAAGGUUCCAGGACUUGAGAGUCUUGGGAAGACUGACUGUCAGUGGGUGCAAAGAACCUCUUGAGUACCUGACCUUCUUCAUGCCUUCUGUAGCCAGUUCUCCCUUCUGAUUUAUCAGAGAGGGUACACUCUCAUUGGCCUGUGUCUUCCGACCAAUAUACCUGUAGAAUCCCUUCUUAUUAUUCUUUGCAUCCCUCGUCAACUUCAGUUCCACGUGUGCCUUGGCUUUCCUGAUCCCAUCUCUGCACAUCCAGACAGCAUCCCUGUAUUCUUCACAGGCAAUAUGUCCCUGCUUCCACUGCUUGUACAUUUCCUUCUUAUUCAUCAGUUUGACUUGCAGGUCCUUGUUUAGCUUUGCUGGUUUCCUGCCUCCUCUGUUUGAUAUAUGUAUAUAUACAUGCCAUCCCACGUGUACUGAGCAAAUAAGAGGAUGCUGUUAAAUUUUACAGGGAUGGACUCCUCAAAAAGCUUUAAGAACAAAGGGGCUUGACUCCUUGGAGUCUCAAUGGAGACUCAAUACUAAUACCUAAAUACCUAACUGUAAAAAGAUUUUACAGAUUCCAUCCUGGUGCUUACACAUGAAUUUAGCAACCUGACAUCUUACUUCCACUUUUUUCAUCAUAGAUUCUAGGCAUAGUGUUUUAUGCAGGAGGACUGAACCUAGACAAAAUCUGGUCCUUAUUUUGGUGCUAUUGUUAUCAGGAAAUCUGGAGCAAUGUUAAUAGAAAACAUCCUGUUUCAACUGGCAGAAAUGUGCACACAAAUGCAGAUAAACAAGCCAUCUGACCUUUAUUUAUUUAAUUUAGUGUUAGAGGAAAUCAUUUCCUGUUGUGCCAAAUAUGGUUGAAUGAAAAAUAUCUGUCAUGGUCUCCUUACAAUAGGUUCUAGGCAUUGUCAUCUUACUAUGUUAUAUGUAAUUUUCCUUUUAGUGAAUUUACCCUUCUGGCAUUCAGAUGGUGAAAGAAUUAUUAAUAUAAAAUCACAGCAUCAGUGACAGGAAUGACCAUUAAAUGCUAUUAUUCCUCACAAGCAUUAUCACCAUAAUAUCUUAAGUCUCUUGCCUAAAUAUUUGCCUACUAUGUACUUUAAAAAAAGCAUUUACUUGUUUUUUUUAUUUGGCAGUAACUAUGUAGUCAAGCAUCACAUUAUCAUUUUUAAAGAUUCAACCGGGAGAUUAGGUUGGAAACACCAAAUUGCUGAUAAAUAGACUACUACUAUUAGACAGCUACUUUCAAGACAAGAGAAGCCAAAUCAUAUUUACUAUACUAAACUGAUCUAAUUAUUAUAUAACAUAAAAAUGUGAAAUCCAGCAUUAUUUCUUUAAUUUACUAUAAAAGCAUAUAAAGUCA
Messenger RNA from Gallus gallus (chicken), 6846 nucleotides. It is a transcript of the gene COL15A1, whose product is annotated as collagen type XV alpha 1 chain. The coding region runs from base 157 to 3561 and encodes 1134 amino acids. The record is from RefSeq and is a predicted model, not a curated record. NCBI's taxonomy places the organism in Eukaryota, Metazoa, Chordata, Aves, Galliformes, Phasianidae. The transcript has 36 exons.